Messenger RNA from Cryptotermes secundus, 819 nucleotides. RefSeq lists its product as uncharacterized. The transcript is spliced from 3 exons. The record is from RefSeq and is a predicted model, not a curated record. Lineage: Eukaryota; Metazoa; Arthropoda; Insecta; Blattodea; Kalotermitidae. The coding region runs from base 341 to 715 and encodes 124 amino acids.
ACGCCGUCCCUGGCAUUGCUGGCAAAUAGCAGGGUACCGAGUGAAUAGAACGCAAGGCUUUGUAUUCUCAGUACAGUAUCUGAGUGCCGUCGGUGUGGUUUGUAGUGAUCGCCAGGAGAGAGGCAUGUGGCGGUGUGCUUUCUGCUGCGGUAAACCGAACUGUACCACAGCUUACUGUGAACUCUUCGAGGAGGCCUUGGAUAUCCCUGGCUACACCACACGGUAAACCCCGAUGGAAAGAGGAUUUAUCUCUUUGAGGGGCAGUGUUCGAGGUCAAAGGUUACUUAGCAGCUCAUGUCAAUCUGCGAGUGUCACAGACUGGAGUUAGUGGACACACAACAUGUCUUCCUCACAUCGCCACCAAGUCUUGUCACCGAGCCGCAACGCUGUGAUGCUCCUGAACAGAAUGGACAACGUCGGAUUUGAGCAGGACCGAAGGGCUACAGUGGAGAUGGGGGAGGUGUCAUCGCCCGCUUCACCUGCAGUCACUCUGACGACAAUCAAUGGGAACGGCGUACCCGGUUGCACGGAUGCAUGCCUUUCAUUACAUCAACAACAUCAGAGGAACCUGCAGCAGUACCAGAAAUCCACGGCGCCUCAGCCGCCCGAGAGCCCAUGGCAUCGCCUUAAGACAAUCUUCCUAGUUAGCGCCAUAGGGUCCCUCAUCGUCUGGGUAGUGGUGUACACUGUGCUUAGCCAGAUGUCCUUUGUUUGACCGUGGAUAGGACUGAAUCUUACGUUAAGGAACAAGUCCACGUGUCAAGCUCAAAAAAAAAAAAUAUUAACAGUCGCCAAUGUUGUCCUGAUCUGUAAAACCAC